CUUUUCGAACAAAUCGUUAUUAUUAAGGCACCACAUGAUUGCGGUUUAUGUUUUUACCAAAGAGUCCUGAUGUUUGUUGGUCAGAUAUAUUAGGGGACUUUUUAGAGACAGUGUUCCACCAAAUUUUAUAUGUUGAGCAAUUAUAUUCCAAGGCUGCAUUCACGAAAGUUAAAAAUUAUAAUAUUCCUCUAUAUAAAUGCUUUGGGUCAGAAGCACAAGAUUACAUCACCAAUGUAGUAGAAGGGAUCAAAUUCAUUAUAAAAGAGAAUGCUCUUAAUACCAUAAACUUUAAUAUUUAUGGUUACCGUGCUUAUGAUAAUUCAAGACUUUUAUUAGAAACAUUCACAUUUGAUAUUGGUCAUGUCAGCAAUGAUAGAUUGAAAGAACAAGACGAUUUUGGUUAUGAGCUUUAUGACAUGGUCGAUUCCUUGGAACAACAUUUUCGUGAUAUUAUUCUUUUGAUUUUGUCUUGCAAAUCUCGAAUAUCGAAUGCUAUUACCAUACAAUUAAAUGCAGAUAUUGGACCUUCUACAAAUGUCAAAAGUUUUUCUAUAACUACUUUGAUUCAGAAUUUAACCAAAAAGAUUCCUAUACACUUCAAAAAUUCUAAUAAAAUCAAGAAACAUACAAAUACCACUAUUUUUGCAGAGCUUCAAAAGAAUAUUGAAUUCCCAUGGGUAUCUGCAGAUAAUGAUAUUGAUAUAACACAUUGUAAAAAAAGACUUCUCGAUGACACCAUCACUGACAAAAGUUUUGAAAUUUUAGAGGAUGAUAUUGAUUUAUUAAAAGAUGAAGAAAUCUUAUUUACAUCUACUCCAACUAAAUUUAGGCAAACUGAAGAUACACAAAGUGAAAUAAUAUGUCAAUGCAAUGAUACCAUAUUGAUACCAAUUAAAGAAUUGGACACACCUUUUAUUAAUUUGAAUAUUUAUAUAACCAAGUACUUAUAUUUAGAAUUUGAAAAUUAAUAUAAAAUAUAAUAUUUUUCCAUAAUUUUUAUGACGAAAUAUUUUUAAGUCUAUGAUCUCAAAUACCAUUGUUUAUUUACAUUUUAA
Gordionus sp. m RMFG-2023 is the source of this 1055-nucleotide messenger RNA. RefSeq names its product mitotic spindle assembly checkpoint protein MAD2B-like. Lineage: Eukaryota; Metazoa; Nematomorpha; Gordioida; Chordodea; Parachordodidae. Bases 48 to 968 code for a protein of 306 amino acids. Gene Ontology annotation, cellular component: zeta DNA polymerase complex. The record is from RefSeq and is a predicted model, not a curated record. The transcript is spliced from 2 exons.